CGGAUAUUGUGACGGGACCGGAUCAAGGCCAGCCCGUCAGUGUUGUGAGCCGCCCGGGGACUGCAGCUGCUUGGGUUGAUCUUCAUUUUGCACAAUAACAGGCUGCAGCAGCAAAGGAUGAACGGAACUCUGGGGAAGGUGCUGUGUUUGAAGAACGAUAUCAUUUUUAAGAAAGCCUUUCCUCUCUUAAGGUUCAAAACUUCUGGAGAGAAUCCCAUUUGUUCUGCAGGUGGCAUUCUGCUGAGUACCAGCCGGCACUAUAAGUCAAAGCCCACCCAUGGCAUUGGAAGAUACAAGCACUUAAUUCAAGCACAAGAGCCCAAGAAGAAUAAGAGAACAGUGGAAUUGAGAGCCAUUAAUUUGGGGACAGAUUAUGAAUAUGGGGUUUUGAACAUUCACAUGACUGCAUAUGACAUGGCCCUGGCAGAGAGUUAUGCCCAGUAUGUUCACAACCUCUGCAACCAUCUCUCCAUUAAAGUGGAGGAAAGUUAUGCGAUGCCCACCAAAACCAUGGAGGUGCUGCAGCUACCGGAGCAGGGCAGCAAAAUGUUUGUGGACGCAGUUCUUACCAUCCAUGAGCGAGUGGUUCAGAUAAGCGGUUUGAGUGCUACAUUUGCAGAGAUUUUCUUGGAAAUAAUCCAAAGCAAUCUUCCUGAAGGACUCAAAUUGUCAGUGAAGGAGCACUCUGAAGAAGACUUCAAGGGAAGGUUCAAAGCUCGGCCAGAACUGGAAGAACUGAUAGCCAAGUUGAACUAGCUCAUUGCAGGCAGGCUCUUUCAUGCCAGCACUGGUGAUAUUGAGUGUCCAGGGGAAGAGCUCUCCGAGUGGUCAAAGUUAAGCAGGUGACCCUGACUCUUAGAUAGAAGUGUCCAUCCUCACAGCCAGGAAUGCGUCCUCUCCUCUGUGGAGGAAUGCUUGCCAAUUGUCGCCACUUUCCUUUGAGCCAACCCUAGGUAUCUUCCAUCUAAUAAAAAUUUGCUGCUGA
Molecule: messenger RNA, 985 nt
Organism: Eptesicus fuscus (big brown bat)
Lineage: Eukaryota; Metazoa; Chordata; Mammalia; Chiroptera; Vespertilionidae
Gene: MRPL48
Product: mitochondrial ribosomal protein L48
Exons: 8
Coding region: 118-756 (212 amino acids)
Cellular component (GO): mitochondrial ribosome
Source: RefSeq, a predicted model, not a curated record